AUGGGGUCUGAAGUGAAUACCGCAGCCCGUGCUGCCCCGCGCAAGCUUACCGGGAAGAAGCAAGAAAUCGAUGCAUUCAUCGAUCAGUUUGAUUACUUUCUAUUCGAUUGCGAUGGUGUCCUAUGGCAAGGAAAUGUCCUUCUCCCGAAAGUCGUCGAGACGCUAGAAAUGCUUCGGAACAAAGGCAAGAAGCUUGUCUUCGUAACCAACAACUCUUCAAAAUCCCGAGAAGCCUAUAGCAAGAAAUUUGCACAAUUCGGCAUUCCGGUACUGGUAGACGAAGUAUUCGGCUCCUCUUACUCCACCGCAAUUGCAAUCUCUCGAGUCUACAAGAUCCCCCCGGGAAAGAGAGUCUUCGUCAUUGGAGAAGAAGGUAUUGAACACGAGCUAGCCGCCGAAGGAAUCUCAUACUUCGGUGGAUCGGCGCCACUCCCUUUCCCCGAAGAAGAUGUAGCAGAACAUGUUGGUCCGGACCCGUCAGUUUGGGCCGUAGUCACCGGUCUGGAUCGCAAGAUCAGUUACGCAAAGUUUGCUAUUGCGGGUGGUUACCUCCAAGAUCCUAAUGUCCAUUUCUUCGCCACGAAUAUCGACUCCACGUUCCCCACGCAUGGAAAGCUGUUACCCGGUGCUGGAACCUGUGCUGCUCCAUUGACCCUUAUGACUGGUCGUACACCUAUCGCCUUCGGGAAGCCGAGUCAAGCUAUGAUGGACAGUAUUGAGCAGAAGUACUCGUUGGACAAGAGUAAGGCGUGUAUGGUCGGAGAUAGGUUGAACACCGAUAUACAAUUUGGACUUAAAGCUGGGUUGAAGGGAACACUCGCUGUUUUGACGGGUGUGAGCAAGGAGGAGGAUAUUCUGAAAGCUGGUGAAAUUGGUGAGGGCCCUGAUGUGUACUUGGAUUGCUUGGGAGAUCUGUUGGGAUAG
Orbilia oligospora ATCC 24927 is the source of this 924-nucleotide messenger RNA. RefSeq lists its product as uncharacterized. The coding region runs from base 1 to 924 and encodes 307 amino acids. Lineage: Eukaryota; Fungi; Ascomycota; Orbiliomycetes; Orbiliales; Orbiliaceae. The transcript has 3 exons. The record is from RefSeq and is a predicted model, not a curated record. Gene Ontology annotation, molecular function: phosphoglycolate phosphatase activity; alkaline phosphatase activity.